CUGGCAAGCCGGGUGAGAAGCCACGAGCCCCAGGGAGGUGACAACCAGCACCCACCAUGGUCUCCAUGGGGCUCCAGCUGCUGGGCUACGCCGUGGCCUUCCUGGGCUACAUUGGCACGCUGACAGCCACGCUGCUGCCCAGCUGGAAGACCAGCUCCUACAUUGGCUCCAGCAUCGUGACAGCCGUGAGCUUCACCAAGGGGCUAUGGAUGGAGUGCGCCACAUACAGCACGGGCAUCACCCAGUGUGACAUCUACAGCUCCCUGCUCAACCUGCCUGCCGAUGUCCAGGCAGCCCAAGCCCUGAUGGUGAGCUCCUGCGCCAUCUCCUCCCUCGCCUGCCUUCUCACCGUUGUGGGCAUGAGGUGCACCGUCUUCAACCAGGGCUCACCGGGCAAGGACCGGGUGGCGGUAGCGGGCGGUGCGGUCUUCAUCCUUGGGGGGCUGCUCUGCUUCAUCCCGCUGGUGUGGAACAUCCAUGUGGUGCUGCGGGAUUUCCACAACCCCAUCCUCCCCGACAGCAUAAAGUUUGAGCUCGGGGAGGCGCUUUACCUGGGCAUCAUCUCCUCCCUCCUCUCCCUCGUCGGCGGCUUCAUCCUCUGCACCUCCUGCCCUGCCCGGGACCAGACAGCCACCUAUGGAAGCACCUACCAGCCUCGGCUGCUGGCAGGCAAGAGCCCCCGGCCCUCCGUCAUCCAGGCGCAGAAGACCAAGAGUGAGCUGAACUCCUACAACCUGACGGGAUACGUGUAG
Charadrius vociferus (killdeer) is the source of this 752-nucleotide messenger RNA. It is a transcript of the gene CLDN2, whose product is annotated as claudin 2. The record is from RefSeq and is a predicted model, not a curated record. Gene Ontology annotation, molecular function: structural molecule activity. Gene Ontology annotation, cellular component: plasma membrane; bicellular tight junction. The coding region runs from base 57 to 752 and encodes 231 amino acids. NCBI's taxonomy places the organism in Eukaryota, Metazoa, Chordata, Aves, Charadriiformes, Charadriidae. Gene Ontology annotation, biological process: bicellular tight junction assembly; calcium-independent cell-cell adhesion. The transcript has a single exon.